AUGGGAGAUCAAAUUGAUCAAUUACAAAAAUUAAAAAAUAAAUUAGAAAAAGAUAAACAAACAAUGAAAUCAGAAUUAGAUGAUCUUCGUACACAAAUUGAUUAUAUACAAAAAGGUAAAAUAGCUGCUGAAAAACUCUCCAAACAACUUGAACAACAAUUAAAUGAAAUACAUAUUAAACUUGAUGAACAUGUUAAACAAAUUACAGAUAUAAAUCAUCAAAAAUCAAAAUUAUCUAGUGAAAAUUCUGAUUUAGUUCGACAACUUGAAGAAGUUGAACAGCAAAUUAGUACUUUAACAAAAGCUAAAACAACAGUACAACAACAACUUGAUGAAGUUAAAAGAACAAUUGAUGAAGAAUUACGUGGUAAAGGUUCAGUUAGUUCACAAAUACGUCAUUUAACUGCUGAUCUUGAGCAAACUCGAGAACAACUUGAAGAAGAACAAGAAAUGAAAAGUGAACUUCAGCGACAAAUUACUAAACUUAAUAUUGAAAUACAACAAUGGAGAGCACGUUAUGAAUCUGAAGGUAUUACUCGUAGUGAAGAACUCGAAGAAGCAAAACGAAAAUUAGCUAUAAAAUUAUCUGAAGCCGAAGAACAAGUUGAAGCAGCAUUGAAUAAAUGUAAUGCUUUAGAAAAAGUUAAAGCUCGUCUUCAAGGUGAAGUUGAAGAUCUCAUGGUUGAUGUUGAACGUGCUAAUACAAAUGCUUCUACCAUGGAUAAAAAACAAAAACAAUUUGAUAAAUUAAUAAAUGAAUGGAAACAAAAAUGUGAAGAUACAACUAUUGAACUUGAAGCCACACAAAAGGAAGCACGUCAAUAUUCAACUGAAUUAUUUAAGCUUAAAAGUCAGUAUGAAGAAUCACAUGAACAAAUUGAAGCACUUAGAAAAGAAAAUAAGAAUUUAGCUGAUGAAAUUAAAGAUCUUAUCGAUCAAUCAGGUGAAGGUGGAAAAAAUAUUCAUGAAAUUGAUAAAGCUCGUAAACGUGCUGAAUUAGAAAAAGAAGAAUUGCAAAGUGCUUUAGAAGAAGCUGAAUCUGCACUUGAACAAGAAGAAGCUAAAGUUCUCCGUGUACAAAUGGAAUUAAGUACAAAACGUCAAGAAAUUGAUCGCCGAAUUCAUGAAAAAGAGGAAGAAUUUGAAAAUACAAGACGUAAUCACGCACGUACAAUUGAAUCAAUGCAAGCAAGUUUAGAAGCUGAAUCACGAUCAAAAGCUGAAGCACUUAAACAAAAAAAAAAACUCGAAUCAGAUAUAAAUGACCUUGAAGUUACACUUGAUCAUGCUAAUCGUACAAAUGUUGAUUCACAAAAAGCAUUAAAAAGACUUCAACAAAAUCUUUCAGAUUUACAAACACAAAUUGAAUAUGAACGACAACAACGUGAUGAAGCUCGUGAAGCAGCUGCUAAUGUUGAACGUCGUUCUAAUCUUAUCAUGAGUGAAAUUGAUGAAUUACGUACUGCUUUAGAGCAAGCUGAACAUGCGCGUAAAGCCGCCGAACAUGAAUUACAUGAUAUUGCCGAUCGUAUUAGUGAUUUAAGUACACAAAAUGCUAAUUUAUCAUCACAAAAACGACAACUUGAAUCAACAGCUUCGGCGAUGCAAUCGGAUUUAGAUGAAGCUAUUAGUGAACUGAAGAGUAGCGAAGAACGAGCAAAAAAAGCGAGUACUGAUGCUGCACGUCUUGUUGAAGAAUUACGUCAAGAACAAGAACAUGCUGUUAAUGUUGAACGAUUACGUAAAGGUCUUGAACAACAAGUUAAAGAUCUUCAAGUACGUCUUGAUGAAGCUGAAGGACAUUCACUUAAAGGUGGAAAACGUGUUAUUGCUAAACUUGAACAACGUAUUCAUGAAUUAGAGAAUGAAAAUGAAUUAGAACAACAUCGUCAUCAAGAAACAAUUAAAGAAUUACGUAAAAAUGAUCGUCGUUUGAAAGAAUUAGUGUGUCAAACAGAAGAAGAUCGAAAAAAUCAAUUACAUUUAAAAGAUCUCAGUGAAAAAUUACAAAAUAAAAUUAAAAUCUAUAAACGUCAAGUUGAAGAAGCUGAGGAAAUCGCUGCAAUUAAUUUAGCUAAAUUUCGUAAAGUUCAGUCUGAACUUGAAGAUGUAACUGAAAGAGCUGAUUUAUCGGAAAAUCAACUUAAUAAAUUACGUGCCAAAAAUCGUUCUUCGGUUAGUACGAAUCGUACUUCUCCAGCAAAUGAUUUACGCGAAUCAAUUGCUAGCCCACGAGGAAACUCAACAAUUCGUGCUGGCUCAGUUCAUCAACGUUAA
Molecule: messenger RNA, 2277 nt
Organism: Rotaria sp. Silwood2
Lineage: Eukaryota; Metazoa; Rotifera; Eurotatoria; Philodinida; Philodinidae
Source: the annotation of a GenBank genome assembly